GUUAAUUUUAUGCUCGAUAAUAGUUUAUCAAAAAUAUCUCUAUAUAUAUAGUCUCCACCUGACUAAAUUCAGUCAACUAAAUUCAAAUGAUUAAGCGCAGAGACAAUAGCUUGUAAAAGCGCGGAAGUGCUUGUAAACAGGCUAUAUUACACUCAUGAAUGUGAUACCGAAAGUAACUGUGUUAAACUUCUGCUCGAGUUAAACUUCUGCUUGAAAGACGCUCGGCACGUCAAAAUGACAAAUCAAAAAGAUGAUAUUAUGAAACUUUGCUGUGAAAUCUCCGCAAAUAAGAAGAUAAAAGCAGCAUUCAAAAGCUCAGCGAAAGGAGCUGCAGUUGCUGGUGGAGGUGCUUUUGUAGGAGGUCUGAUCGGAGGUCCAGCUGGUAUAGCUCUUGGUGCUGCUUUGGGGGGUGCGCUGGGAGGAUGGAUGACAAGUGGCCAGUUCAAACCACUUCCUGAGAUCAUCAUGGAGCUGGCUCCUACACAGCAGGAGAAACUGUACUCUGAUAUCAUGACCGUAGUGGGUACACUGAAAUGGACUGACCUUGCUAACUUAAUUGCUCAAGUUAAUGGGAAUGCCUCUCUACAUGAGCAGGUUCUGGCUGCUAUACUCAGUUAUACUAAAACCCAGCUCAAAGCUGAAGUGCGGUAUGAAGAUUGACCAUAGGGUGAAUUUCACUUUAUUUAGUUACCCUUUUAAGUUAAUUAUUAAUAAACUAAUGACUGUUGGCAUUUUGUUAGCAAUAGUAUGCUUAAGUUGGCUAGUUCAAAAUAUCUUCUGAUGUCAGAGACUAUAAGAUGGGAUAAUGUGAGAGACCAAGAAUGGUUAAAACACUGGGCUAUUUGUAACAGAACUAGUUCCAGUGUUUACAUUCUUUAUGUCACAUGUGAAAUUUUAAUAAAACACUAUAAAGGAUGUCACUAUGGCAAAGUAGAACUUGCAAAAAUAUUAUAGGCCCAGUCCAUGUUUUGGUCAGACAGUUUACAUUUUUGACAAAUGUCAUAUUAUAGGCUACUAACACACAAUACGCAAUCACAUAAAUAAAUACACACAUAACCAUGUAGAUCAUUUAUUAAAGUUGUCACAAUGCAAAAUGUAUAAUUUUGGUGUCAUUGCAUGUUGAAUGGACAUAAAUGUAUAAUAAAAUAUGGUGAUUGUGUA
Messenger RNA from Ctenopharyngodon idella (grass carp), 1161 nucleotides. Its product is annotated as protein C19orf12 homolog. The transcript is spliced from 3 exons. The record is from RefSeq and is a predicted model, not a curated record. Bases 235 to 660 code for a protein of 141 amino acids. NCBI's taxonomy places the organism in Eukaryota, Metazoa, Chordata, Actinopteri, Cypriniformes, Xenocyprididae.